Aspergillus candidus is the source of this 1170-nucleotide messenger RNA. RefSeq lists its product as uncharacterized. The transcript has a single exon. The coding region runs from base 1 to 1170 and encodes 389 amino acids. The record is from RefSeq and is a predicted model, not a curated record. Lineage: Eukaryota; Fungi; Ascomycota; Eurotiomycetes; Eurotiales; Aspergillaceae.
AUGUCUUCAGGAACAGCAUAUCGCUGGGACCAGCUCGGGAUGGACUUUCUCCAUCUAUAUCCAACUAAUUGUAAUUCAAGACCAGUCGUCAACUUGUACAAGGCCCCAUCCAUCGAAAGAACGCCAGGCAAGCUACUAGUCCCAUCAUUUGCCAGUCAACUUUCCAUUGAGCUCAUCCAUCAGAUCUUCUUCGAGCUUGACGUAUCCAGUUUGGGACGGGUACGCCAAGUCAACCUCGCGACAAGACACCUCGUUGAAUCCUUCCCGGCAUAUCAGUUGCUGCGAGAACACGCCUCGGAUGCUUUGAGAGUCAUGCACGCCACUAAGUGCGCGUCUUUGUUCCCCAUCCGCUGGCUGUUCACUGAGUUUUGCCAGCCUUGGUGCCGCGCCUGUGGAAAAUUCGGACCCUAUCUCUACCUUGCCAUUCUCUCCCGUCUCUGCUUCCAGUGCUGCCUCUUCAGCCCCGACCAUCAAGUUGCCCCUAUUCCACAUGUGAUGUUCCAUUUAAGCAUCACCCGCUACCAGAUCAAAUCACUGCCAGUGAUACACAAUAUCCCGAGGAAGAAGAUCCCGGGGGAGGGAACCCGACCACGCCAGUUUGUAGACGUGGCCCAGGCCCGGGAACUGGGCCUCCGCAAGCACGGCAGUUCGCAGCGGAUAAAACAGCUUGCCAUGGAGCGUGUGAGGGCCGUGGAUGACGAUUACCGCCAGCGACGGGAUCAAUUCCGGCGAGGGCUUCGCGACCGUUCUGUUCGUCGCCGACGCAUCGCGCCGCACCCGCUCCGCAGCGACCACGCCUUAUUCUGGCGGCACUGCGGCACAACGGCGUUUCCUUACUGGGACCGUGAGACGCAGACCCUCGAGCCGGGCACGUACUGCCGUGCCUGCACCUACCACUGGGAGGAGAAGGUGGCCAAAAAAUAUUUGUAUAAGAAGUGGCCGAAGUUUCCACUGGCAUCGUGGACCACGCAGCCGUUGGCGAAAUUGGCGUAUGAUCGAGCCUUCCGGGUGACGGACCUGCCGGAGCACUUUCUCCACUGCCCUGCAGUGACGAAGAAUUAUGACUACUCUCGGCGGCGAGGGUCGAUUGGCUGGCCGUGGCGGAGAAGGGGGGAUGAUUUUCUGGUUGAUGCGACAGGGAAUAUACAAUGGAACAACCACGUAGAUUAG